Lycium barbarum (goji berry) is the source of this 3133-nucleotide messenger RNA. Its product is annotated as cryptochrome-1-like. Gene Ontology annotation, biological process: circadian regulation of gene expression; entrainment of circadian clock by photoperiod; blue light signaling pathway. Lineage: Eukaryota; Viridiplantae; Streptophyta; Magnoliopsida; Solanales; Solanaceae. Gene Ontology annotation, cellular component: nucleus; cytoplasm. Gene Ontology annotation, molecular function: blue light photoreceptor activity; FAD binding; DNA binding. The record is from RefSeq and is a predicted model, not a curated record.
GGACAGGUUCGUCUGACUCCAGUAACUUCAAUCUAGACGUUGUAUUUAUAAUAAAGUGUUCAUUGACUACAUAUAAAACAUUAAGUUAGAACAUAUUAACUUAAAAAAGAUAGCAUCCCGAACUCAUAAGCUUCAAAUAUUGACCACCGCUAUGUUGGAAUGUGCUUUCUAACAUCCUAUUCAUUAGUGAAAGUUACAUGUAGCAAUGAAGAGAUAAGAUUAAUCCUAAUUCACUGCUGUCCAAGAAAGACACAUUAGCAUGAUGUUUUAGAUAGGAAGACACAUUGUGGUUAGAGUUUUGAGGUUCUUGAAAUUCUUGGAAAAAUGUCAAGUGGUGGUUCUACUAUAGUAUGGUUUAGGAGGGAUCUAAGGUUGGAAGAUAAUCCUGCACUUGCUGCUGGAGUUAGAGCAGGACAAGUAAUUGCAGUGUUUAUAUGGGCACCUGAAGAAGAAGGAUAUUACUGUCCUGGAAGGGUGUCAAGAUGGUGGAUUAAGCAAAGUUUGGCUCAUCUUGAUUCCUCUUUGAAGAAACUUGGCACUUCCCUCAUUACAAAGAGAUCUACUGAUAGUAUUUCUUCUCUUCUUGAUGUUGUGAAAUCUACUGGUGCAACUAGAGUCUUUUUCAAUCAUUUGUAUGAUCCAAUAUCACUUGUCAGGGAUAAUCGCGCAAAGGAAACCUUAUCAGCUGAAGGUGUAUCUGUGCGUUCCUUCAAUGCUGACUUGCUAUAUGAACCAUGGGAAGUCGUCGAUGAUGUAGAUCGCCCAUUCAACACAUUUUCUGAUUUCUGGGACAGAUGCCUUACCAUGCCUUAUGAUCCUGAAGCUCCACUUCUUCCACCUAAAAGGAUAAUAUCUGGUGAUGCAUCAAGAUGUUCUUCAGACAACGUGGUGUUUGAGAGUGAAUCAGAGAAAGGAAGCAAUGCGCUUCUUGCUCGAGCGUGGUCCCCUGGUUGGAGUAAUGCUGAUAAAGCAUUAACUACUUUCAUUAACGGACCAUUAAUCGAGUACUCCAAGAACCGUAAGAAAGCUGAUAGUGCAACAACCUCAUUUCUGUCACCGUGUUUACAUUUUGGUGAAGUCAGUGUUCGUAAGGUAUUCCAUCGUAUUCGUACCAAGCAAACUCUGUGGGCCAAUGAAGGAAACAAAGCAGGUGAAGAGAGUGUCAACCUGUUCCUCAAGUCCAUUGGCCUUAGGGAGUUCUCAAGAUACAUGAGCUUUUAUCAUCCUUACACUCAUGAAAGGCCAUUGCUUGGUCACCUGAAGUACUUUCCUUGGUUAGUAGACGAGGGUUAUUUUAAGGCGUGGAGGCAAGGUAGAACAGGUUAUCCUUUGGUUGAUGCAGGUAUGAGAGAGCUUUGGGCCACUGGCUGGCUACACGAUCGCAUUCGAGUUGUUGUGUCUAGUUUUUCUGUUAAGGUUCUGCAGCUUCCAUGGACAUGGGGAAUGAAGUAUUUCUGGGACACAUUGUUAGAUGCUGAUCUUGAGAGUGAUGCUCUUGGUUGGCAGUUUAUUACCGGUACCUUACCUGAUGGUUGCGAGUUCCUUGGAAUUGAUAAUCCACAGUUUGAGGGAUACAAUAUCGAUCCUAAUGGGGAAUAUGUUCGGCGAUGGCUUCCUGAACUUGCUAGGCUGCCGACUGAAUGGAUACACCACCCUUGGGAUGCACCAGAAUCUGUACUUCAAGCUGCUGGCAUUGAGCUUGGUUCCAAUUAUCCGCUUCCCAUUGUUGAAAUCGAUGCAGCAAAAGAAAGACUAGAAGAAGCGCUGUCGCAAAUGUGGCAGCUUGAAGCAGCUUCAAGAGCUGCUAUUGAGAAUGGAAUGGACGAAGGACAUGGAGACUCCACUGAGUUUGUCCCAAUAGCUUUUCCUCAGGCCAUGCAGAUGGAAAUGGAACGUGAAGUACCAGUCAGGAACAAUCCUAUUCGACGUUAUGAAGAUCAGAUUGUUCCUAGCAUGUCAUCUUCCUUUUUUAGAACUGAAGAUGAAGAAACCUCUGUGGAUAUUAGAAAUUCUGUCGUAGAUAGUAGAGCGGAAGUUCCAUAAUAUCGAUGUAAAUCAAGAACCAACGAGAGAAGUACACUUGAUCAAGGCAUUAAGCAAGCUGUUGGAAGCAACACUAGUCUACAUUUUAAUUUUGUGGUAAGUAGCAGGAACUUUGAAGAUUCAACAGCAGAAUCUUUAAGUAGUAGUCCGAGGGAUGGGGGUGUAGGUCCUGACUCCUUUAUGGCGAAGACUGUUGGGCUAAACCAGUACUCUUAACAUGGAGUGAUAUUGUUUGCAUUGGUUCAAACUGACAUGGUUUUUUCCAAAAAGCCUCACACUAUUAAGAGUAUCCCUACUCCUUAUAUGUAGCUUCCUUUCUUAUCAACUUCCAAUAUGGGACUUUGUUGGCACACUCAACAAAGACAAACUACUCGGAUCAAUUUACUGGUGCUGAAAAUGAUAUAAGGACCAGUUCGUCUUAGUUGCAAAGGCAUCCAGUCUCAAGGCAGCUUUGGCAGACAUGGUAAGCAAAUUAUGAAUAAAUACCCUACAAAUAGAUAAGAGGAGGAAAUAAGAGAAUACUUUUAUGCUGGACUUCAACAUCCUAGAUUGUACAUGGGUAGGUACUAUUACAUUUACACAGAACAACAUGAGUACCCUAUUGGUUAUGUUCAAAUUUGAUGAUUGGUAAUCUUGCCAUGAGUGCCUGUACUAUUUCCAAAUUGGAUCAUCUUUCCCUCUGUGAGACCUUAGGUUGAGAAGAUGCAUUAUUAGUAUGAGUUAGUUUCAGAGAAUGUUGAUACUUCAUGAACUUUCUUAACCUGUGAUUUAUGCACUUGCAAACAGGUAUUAUAUUUGUUGUUAUAACUACAAUGUGGCUGGUGUUCAUUUGGAUUAUGAACCAGCACAUUUUUAGGGGAUCAUAUGAACCAGCACAUUUUUAGGGGAUCAAUCUUUACCUGCUGCUUUUUCUCAUAGGUGGACAUUAUCAGCUGUAAAUUUGUCUAUAACCUCUAAUUGGAUGAGGUGAUAUGUCUGGAUUUUCUAUCUCAUUUUUAUUGCACUUCCUACCCCCAUUAAUAGUGGUGUGUUUCGGCUGUAUAGUAUAGAUGUUUUCCUUGUCAAUAAUUAUCAUAAGGGGUUGAAGUCC